CACCCACCAAGACACGUCAUUCCGCUGCCAGGCACCCAUGUCAUGUGACGGGGAGGUCAAUGAUCCUGACAAGAAAAUGGCGGAAUUUGAGGAGCUACGGGUAGGCUAAAAUAAAAUAAAAAGCAUAGCCACUAGGUAGAAAGCUGUACUACGGCUAAUCCUUCCAUUUAAUACAUUUGCGUUGUCGGAUAAGGCAAUAAAUUAGAAUUCUGCUUUAUAAAGGCAAAAAAUACUGCAUGUCUGUUGUUUUACAUAGCUAACAACCGGUGCUGCUCUCGACAUUAGCAUGCCGCGAGCUAGCUAACAACAAUUAUCCACAUGUAGCCAUUGGCUUAUCAAUGCGAAAUUGUUUUGUAAUGUUGCUUCACGUUAAUUCACUUUAUCUAACAAAAUGUGUGUUACCUGUUGCAUGUAAAUACUGUUAGUUGACUACAGUAGGUAGCUACUCAUUUUACAGUCAAAUAGGCUGUGCUAACAUAACUAGCUAUCCAGCUAGCGACUAUUGUUGUUUUCAGUGUUGCUAACUAGCUGGACUGCUGUUAACUGUUAUCUAAAAAUAAGAGUAAUUUUCAGGUUUGACAUUCUAGAUAAGGUUAUCUAGACCGGACCGCUAUAAACAUUACUGUAACUAACUGUAAUGUAAGAUUUUAGUAAAAUGAUAGCGACUUUAUGAAUCAGUCAAAUGAUAGUUAGCCAUCUACAUAAGAUGAGACCGAGGCUAAAUUAGUUUAAUAUAAAGCUGAAGCAUCCGUUUAGAACGUUUUCUCACCACCAAAUAUGGUAACGACAGGAAGUCCAGUCGGGGGUAGUGGGAGAAGAUGGAACUAGGUGAAACUGGACCUGCAUUCUGCACAUUUUUCUCAUCGAUAAAACAUCUAAUAUCAAUAAAAUGUUCUGUUCCCAAAACCAGAAUUUGUUACAAACUCAAUGCACUAAGUUUUAUAGACUUGACACUUUGCUAAAGUGUUUUUUUUUUUGUGCGCACGUGCUCUUCACAGAUACAUGCUACAACACGUCAAUAGGAUCUCACUAGCUCGUGCAUGCCAUGACUAUGAAGAUGGUAUAUUCUGAAUUAGGGGUGGAUGGAGAAAAAUGCACAGCUUUUUUGUUGUUUAAAUAGUUUUUUUCCCCCAACUUUCAAUCUUCAAUAUCGCUUAAUUAAUACUUUUCUUAAAUGUAAAGUCCCCUGUUUUAGGGGACCUGCGUGGUUCAGGUACCGGUUCCGACCAACGUUUCUGCUUAUAAAUCGAUCUGUGGACACCUUAGAUCGAAAUGGCUUGGGUUGAGUGAUAGCCCUGGUUCCCAUGGACACAGUAGUAUAUUUUCUGAGCCGGUGUGACAUAGGAUGUGAAAUUUGAAGCUGGGAUGUCCCUCCUACCAUUUCAUUCGCUCUUCCGACUGUCCAUCAACUCCUGGCUGAGCCCUAUGUCACAGCCCCUGUCAAAGCACAUGCCUGCAAUCCUUAUAUCGUAGCUUGGUUUCAGCACUGUAGCACAUUCAGAGAUCCAUUUAUAGCCAUUAAUCUAAAAUAAUUAAUAGAUUUUAAACACAAAAAAACACUUUCUGUUUGUCAUAGACGGACACAAUUAAUAUGAGAUGAAAGGCGAGUUCCUAACGAGUUCAGGAAGCCAGGCUAGAGCUCUGUGAGACGUUCACAGCGAUGGGGGCAGACGUUUUGAUCGAGACCUUUAGAAAAUAUGCACAUUUUCUCUAACACUAAACAAACAAAUAUGUAUUUAACAUUUAUAAGGAAGGUGAAAUCUUAUAGUUAAUCGUUUUAUAAUUUUAUUAUACUAUAUUUAGAAAGCAUAUGUCAUUUCAAGCCUUAUUCAUGCAGUUUUGUUGAAUAGGAAAUGCAUCAUAUACAAUAUUUAAAAUGUUCAUAUUUUUUUGCAUAUUUGUGCUGUUUACUUGAGCUUGUGUCCUCAAAAUUAACUACACCUCAGCAAUUUAUAACUAUUUUUACCAGAAAGGUGAGAUUUUAACCUUUUCUUGGAGUAUUAAGCAUUACUAGUUAUUGUUUAUGGCCCUCAUGAUAAAUAAUUACUUUUGCGGAUUAUGUAGAUUUAGAUUUUCGAUUACAUUUAGUUACAUUUAACCGGUUUAAACAAAGCGUGCCAUGACUGAAAAAUGAUAUAUUCUGGAGAGAAAAAAUACUCAUAAAAAAGCUGUGGAAUUUUUCUCCACCCUCCCCUCAUUCAGAAUAUAUAAUUUUCAUAGUCAUGCAAGAGCUGGUGAAGAUUGAAAACCAGAUCAGAAGAUCGGAUAAUGUUAUGUUCACAUAUGGAACCAUGCUCAUGUUCAUCAUUUGCAGGAAUUAUUGAUAUUUUGAUACGUUUUUUCUGUUGCUAUUCAAAUGAUCAAAUGAAUGCCCCAUAACAAUACCUAUUUGUGUACAGCAUCAUUGUAUAGCUUAACAAAUUCUUACCACGAGCAUGAUUCUGCAGUCCCACAGUUUUCCUUUGCCUACCUAACCAUAUAGCUAGCAAAUGUUGUGGUUUUUUCCUUUCUAAAGUCAACGCUCGGCCUCACUGCUCUCCAUCCAUCAUUUGUCUGCCUUGCCCAAUGCCAUGCUCUCCCCGUGUUUGGUGUUUGAUCUGAUCUAAUGGCUCUGGCGUUAUUCCCAUUCAACAUUUUUUAGAUGCUUAACGGUCACAUAUAAUAAGGAUUUCUAAGAACAAAGGAAAUGCACACGUAAGAGCGAUCGAGCAUGGACCAUAUAAUGAAGGGUCAGUUGGGGUUUUAUUCCUUUCCUGUUCUGGGGGUGGGGGGUGGGGGUCAUAAAAUGUGUAAUAAUAAUUGUGUUGGAAUAGCUCUACUCUGGGUAGUUUUACCUGCCAUUGACAUGUUUGGUGUUUUUGCUUUGAAAGACAAUAUUGCUAACCUGGCUGUGUGCCAUGUAAGGAUAAUGUGACAUUUGAGUCAUUAUUUUGUUAGGAUAUCAGAAUAUACAGCAUCCUAGUUACAUACUUUUACACUUUUGACUUCUUAAAAAUGGGGCUAAUCAACUGUAACUUGAUUUUGAACUAAAGAAAACAUGGCAUGAAAACUUGAAUUUUCCUCAAGUGGCAAAAUGAUUAGCCUAAUCAUUCCUAAUCAUGUUUUAUCAAUGUCUUAAUUGCUGCAUUACAUUGACAAUUCUACAUUUACAUUUUUAGUCAUUUAGCAGACGCUCUUAUCCAGAGCGACUUACAGUUAGUGAGUGCAUACAAUUUUCCCAUACUGGCAAUGACAUGGCAAUGACAUGGUAGCCUGUCUGUGUCCUCAUGUCUCCCCUUGUCUCUACAGAGCAUGGUAUCAAGUUUCAGAGUGUCAGAGCUACAAGUGUUACUGGGCUUCGCUGGGCGAAACAAGAGUGGUCGCAAGCAUGAGCUCCUUCUGAGGGUCUUGCACCUCCUGAAGAACGCCUCCUGCAGUCCAGCCGUCCAGAUCAAAAUCAAGGAACUUUAUCGACGCCGCUAUCCCAGGACGAUAGACACUAGUCAUACCGACUUGGCUGCCAUUAAGUCUGCGUUCUCCACGGCAGCGGAAGUAGGUUGUGGUGUUACCCUGGUAACCUCUGACCUCAGUGACCUGUCCCCUGACGGCGCCGCCGGUGUCUCCCGGGACUCUGACCAGGUCUCCGAUUCGCUGCUCCUCUCCGGUGAUUCUCUGGUCCUGUCUGGUGAUUCGCUGCAGCUCCACGAGGAGACCAAUAAGGAGCUGAGGAUGAACCUCCAGCAGCCCGCCCCUCUCAUCCCCCCUGUCCACCCAGAUGUCCAGAUGAAGUCUCUGCCGUUCUACGACGUGUUGGACAUCCUCAUCAAACCCUCCAGCCUGGGUCAGUGUCUCUAGGAAAUCUAGAUGGACCACCACCAUAUUACUGGGCAGGCUUUACAUUGAUAAUAAUAAUAAUAAUAAUAAUAAUAUGCCAUUUAGCAGACGCUUUUAUCCAAAGCGACUUACAGUCAUGCGUGCAUACAUUUUUACGUAUGGGUGGUCCCCGGGGAUCGAACCCCACUACCCUGGCGUUACAAGCGCCAUGCUCUACCAAUUGAGCUACAGAAUGAUUACUGCUCCCCUCUCCUCAUCUAGGUUCCUUCAUAUCACUGGUCCCCUCUCCUCAUCUAGGUCCCUUCAUGUUACUGGUCAGACUUGACAUUACUGAUGAAGGAGUCUGUGAUGAAGUGCCUGAAUGUUUGUUUAUUCUGGUCAUAAUCUGAUGUCCUUGUCUUGUUGGCCAUUCCACUGUAGAGCCUUAAGCCAGCCUGUGGGCUCUAAUUUUAGACACUUCUCAAGUUCUCAUAGAUCCAAAUGAUGGGUGUUGUCAAUAUCUCUCUGAUGACGUGUACCUUCCAUCAUAUUACCUGUCCACUGGCCAGGCUUGACGUUACUGACCAAAGACUGCAAUGAAGUGUCUGAAUGUUUUGUAUUUGCGUCACGUCACAAUCCGACGUCCUUGUUCUAUUAGGAGCCAGCACUGUUCAGAGAUACCACCAAGAGAAAUACUUCAUCUUCGCCUUGACGCCUCAACAAGUCAGGGAGGUGUGCAUCUCCAGGUAUGGGGGCUGCUCUCUACUCUCACAGCGCCUUACUUACUCCUGACGUCUUCCGGAAUAGUUCUGUUUCUAAUUAUCAUGUGUUCUUGUUCUUUCUUUAAAGGGACUUCCUACCAGGUGGCAGAAGAGACUACAUGGUUCAGAUACAACUGAGGUGAGAAUAGAUCGAAUGCAGUCGUAAUUCCAGGACCUAUUCAGACACCUGGAGCCCCUGAGGGGAUUUAUUUCAAACAGCUUGUUUAUCGCUUCUCCACAUUUUGAUUUUUUCUUGAUUUUUUUUUUCUUGUAGGUUCUGUCUGUCAGAAACCAGUUGUCCCCAAGAAGACAACUACCCCAACAGUCUCUGCAUUAAAGUUAAUGGGAAGCUCUUCCCCCUGCCGGUACGUUUCUCGGCUGAUAUAGGAUCAGGUCCCACCUGUCCAUUUAAUCUUAUUCAUUAUGAUCUAAAAGGCUCAAGUGAUCCUAGAUCAGCACAGACUAAAGUGAGACUAUUUCUAAUAUAACGUGAUGGUGAAGUUGAUAACGAGUAUGCUGUAAGACGUGUGUUUUGUUUUUCAGGGUUAUGCCCCGCCCCCUAAAAAUGGAGUGGAACAGAAGAGACCUGGAAGACCUCUAAACAUCACCUCAUUGGUUAGAUUGUCCUCUGCCGUACCCAAUCAGAUCUCUGUAACGUGGGCAGCCGAAAUCGGAAAGGUACUGUAAGCACUAACCUUGAGGAGCAGGGCAUUCUUCACUCUGUGAUUGGGAACUUCAUUUGUAGUAGUGGAAACUGUAAAGAUGCCUUUCUGCAUCAUAGACUUCAUCAGCCUUUCAAGCUGAUAUGAUGUUCCAGACGUACUCCGUGUGUUGUUCAGACGUACUCCGUGUGUUGUUCAGACGUACUCCGUGUGUUGUUCAGACGUACUCCGUGUGUUGUUCAAGCGGACAGAUAAUUCUAUUUCUGACUGUUGUUCCAGACGGACUCCGUGUGUUGUUCAAGCGGACAGAUAAUUCUAUUUCUGACUGUUGUUCUAGACGUACUCCAUGUCGGUGUACCUGGUGAGACAGCUCACAUCACCUCUACUGCUGCAGAGGCUCAGGAUGAAGGGCAUCAGAAACCCUGACCACUCCAGAGCACUGAGUGAGCACACACACACACUUGUGUGGUCACACUCAUACACACACACACACACACACACACAAAAGCAUACACACACAGUCUCUCUCACUCACACACACACACACACACACACACACACACACACACACACACACACACACACACAUAAACAUAAAUUGGAAGACAGGCUCAUUGUAAUUGAUUCCCACUGAAUCACACUCAUACACCCGUUUAUGUGUUUAAUCUGUAAUGUCCUUCAUAUCUUCCCUGUCCUCUUGCAGUAAAAGAGAAGCUGACCGCAGACCCUGACAGUGAGAUUGCCACAACCAGUCUGAGAGUGUCGCUCAUGUGCCCCGUGAGUAAAACAUGCUGGGGAAGAAAACCUACAUUUCAUACAAUCAUGCUGCUACACUUUUACUGACAGACAAAGAUAUAUAUAUAAUAAUAAUAAUAAUAUGCCAUUCAGCAGACGCUUUUAUCCAAAGCGACUUACAGUCAUGUGUGCAUACAUUUUUGUGUAUGGGUGGUCCCGGGGAUCGAACCCACUACCUUGGCGUUACAAGCGCCGUGCUCUACCAGCUGAGCUACAGAGGACCACAAUAUAGGGUGUUACAAAUAUGUAAAGUGUGGUGAAACUCACUCUUGUCUCUCUCCUCCCUUCCUCUCCCCCAUCUCUCUCCCCCAUCUCUCUCCUCCCUCUCUCUCCUCCCUCCCUCUCCCCCAUCUCUCUCCUCCCUCUCUCUCCUCACUCUCUCUCCUCCCUCUCUCUCCUCCCUCCCUCUCCCCCAUCUCUCUCCUCCCUCUCCAGCUGGGUAAGAUGCGUCUGACAGUGCCAUGUCGAGCUGUCACCUGUUCCCACCUGCAGUGUUUCGACGCAGCGCUCUACCUGCAGAUGAACGAGAAGAAACCCACCUGGGUCUGUCCUGUCUGUGACAAGAAGGCCCCCUACGAGAGCCUCAUCAUCGACGGGUUGGUACCUUUCUAUAACUACACUGAACAAAAAUAGAAACGCAACAUGUAAAGUGUUGGUUUCAUGAGCUGGAAAUAAAAGAACCCAGAAAUGUUCCAUACGCACAAUUUUUUUUUAUUUCUCUCAAAUUUUGCGCACAAAUUUGUUUACAUCCCUGUUUGUGAGCAUUUCUAAUUUUGCCAAGAUAAUCCAUCCACCUGACAGGUGUGGCAUAUCAAGAAGCUGAUUAAACGGCAUGAUCAUUACACAGGUGCACCUUGUGCUGGGGAUAAUAAAAGGCCACUCUAAAACGUGCAGUUUUGUCACACAACACAAUGCCGCAGAUGUCUGAAGUUUUGAGGGAGCGUGUAAUUGGCAUGCUGACUGCAGGAAUGUCCACCAGAGAUGUUGCCAGACAAUUUGUUCAUUUCUCUACUAUAAGCCGCCACCAUGCAGCCAACCUGAAAAAUACUUUACAGGUUAGCUAGACUCAUCCCUGAGCAUGUGUGCCAAAUUCCAUCACUUUGAGACAAACAGAUCAAGAGAUUUUUAACAAGUGCCCUUUAAAGCGCCACCUUGUGGUCAAUAUGAAUGUGCUUGCGUAUGUUGAGUCUUGUUUGGACAAUGUUUGGAACAUUUGUACCAAGUUUUGUUAGAAUGCGAAUAUCCGUGUCGGAGUUGUAUUCCAUUUAUUUUCCAGACCACGCCCACAUGAAUAUUUAUUGGUCACUAGCGGCCAUGUUUGAGAUACUAUCGCGCAAUAACAUAAUUUGUGAUUGGUCCGUAGAUGCCACAUAUCCAGUUUUGGUCAUUUGGUGCCAGAGGAGUAGCGUUUUAAAGUGUUUUUAAACUAAAUUUAAAAAUGGCAGAAAAUCCAUCGUGGUGGACUUUAUGGGUCCUUGAGGGAAAUGUAUUAUUUUGUGAGGAGCGGGACCUAUGUACUGAAUUGCAGGACUCUAGGCCAUGGGGUGAGGGGCGUGACCUUUUCAAAGUUAGCAUUUUUAAUCGCUUGUUAAAGCACCACCAUGUUACCAUGGUGUUAGAUGAGAGGGUGUGGCCUCAAGCAAGGUUACUACCUCCUAGGCCUUACCAUCUCACGGAAAUUUGCUUUAAAUCAGCAGAAGGAAAAUAAUAAACAAUGGCAACGAAUACACGGUGUUACCCUGGUAACCUCUGACCUCAGGGUUUCGCUGCUGAACCCUUAAUAAUAAUAAUAACACCUGGAUAUAUCCUGUGUGUGACAUCAUCGACGGGUCAGUGAGGGGGGGAAUCUACUGUUAGACUUCUCAUUCCAUUUUUAUUAGUAACGUUUUAUUUUACAUCCCGGUUGUUGCCGCGGCAAUGAUCUUGUAACUAUGUUAGACUGUAUUAGCUGAGCUGAAUGGUAUAAAUAGAUCUUGUAACUAUGUAACUACGAGUGUAUUAGUGACUUGCGAAAGUAUUCACCCCCGUUGGCAUUUUUCCUAUUUUGUUGCCUUACAACCUGGAAUUAAAAUUGAUUUUUUGGGGGGGUUUGUAUCAUUUGAUUUACACAACAUGCCUACCACUUUGAAGAUGCAAAAAUAUUUUUUUAUUCUGAAACAAACAAGAAAUAAGACAAAAAAAAACAGAACUUGAGCGUGCAUAACUAUUCACCCCCCCCCCCCCCCCAAAGUCAAUACUUUGUAGAGCCACCCUUUGCAGCAAUUACAGCUGCAAGUCUCUUGGGGUAUGUCUCUAUUAGCUUGGCACAUCUAGCCACUGGGAUUUUUGCCCAUUCUUCAAGGCAAAACUGCUCCAGCUCAUUCAAGUUGGAUGGUUUCCGCUGGUGUACAGCAAUCUUUAAGUCAUACCACAGAUUCUCAAUUGGAUUGAGGUCUGGGCUUUGACUAGGCCAUUCCAAGACAUUUACAUUUUCCCCCUUAAACCACUUGAGUGUUGCUUUAGCAGUAUGCUUAGGGUCAUUGUCCUGCUGGAAGGUGAACCUCCAGCCCAAUCUCAAAUCUCUGGAAGACUGAAACAGGUUUCCCUCAAUAAUUUCCCUGUAUUUAGCGCCAUCCAUCAUUCCUUCAAUUCUGACCAGUUUCCCAGUCCCUGCCGAUGGAACAAUUUAGUUUCAUCUGACCAGAGUACCUUCUUCCAUAUGUUUGGGGAGUCUCCCACGUGCCUUUUGGCGAACACUAAACGUGUUUGCUUAUUUUGUUCUUUAAGCAAUGGCUUUUUUCUGGCCACUCUUCCGUAAAGCCCAGCUCUGUGGAGUGUACGGCUUAAAGUGGUCCUAUGGACAGAUACUCCAAUCUCCGAUGUGGUGCUUUGCAGCUCCUUCAGGGUUAUCUUUGGUCUCUUUGUUGCCUCUCUGAUUAAUGCCCUCCUUGCCUGGUCCGUGAGUUUUGGUGGGCGGCCCUCUCUUGGCAGGUUUGUUGUGGUGCCAUAUUCUUUCAAUAUUUUAAUAAUGGAUUUAAUGGUGCUCCGUGGGAUGUUCAAAGUUUCUAAUAUUUGUUUAUAACCCAACCCUGAUCUGUACUUCUCCACAACUUUGUCCCUGACCUGUUUGGAGAGCUCCUUGGUCUUCAUGGUGCCGCUUGCUUGGUGGUGCCCCUUGCUUAGUGGUGUUGCAGACUCUGGGGCCUUUCAGAACAGGUGUAUAUACACUGAGAUCAUGUGACAGAUCAUGUGACACUUAGAUUGGACACAGGUGGACUUUAUUUAACUAAUUAUGUGACUUCUGGAGGUAAUUGGUUGCACCAGAUCUUAUUUAGGGGCUUCAUAGCAAAGGGGGUGAAUACAUAUGCACGCACCACUUUGCCGUUAUUUAUUUGUACACAUUUUUUGAAACAAGUAAUUUUUUUCAUUUCACUUCACUAAUUUGGACUAUUUUGUGUAUGUCCAUUACAUGAAAUCCAAAUAAAAAUCGAUUUAAAUUACAGGUUGUAAUGCAACAAAAUAGGAAAAACGCCAUGGGGGAGGAAUACAUUUGCAAAGCACUGUAUUAGCUGAGGUUAAAUAGAGCCCUGAAUGGUAUAAAUAGCAGAACUGAAUACUGUAGUGUUCUAUUUAAGCAAUAAGGCCAGAGGGGGUGUGGUAUAUGGCCAAUAUACCACGGCUAAGGGCUGUUCUUAUGCACGACGCAACGCGGAGUGCCUGGACACAGCCCUUAGCCGUGGUAUAUUGGCCAUAUACCCCAAAUCUCCGAGGUGCCUUAUUGCUAUUAUAAACUGGUGACCAACGUAAUUAGAGCAGUAAAAAAUAAAUGUUUUGUCAUACACGUGGUAUACGAUCUGAAAUACCACGACUGUCAGCCAAUCAGCAUUCAGGGCUCGAACCACCCAGUUUAUAAUGAACUUUUAGAACAUGAAUGGAAUGUCAAAGGAACGUCAUUGGAACACGGGAGUCUCUGUCCCUCUCUCUGUCUGUCAGGUUGUUCAUGGAGAUUCUGAACGACUGCUCUGAUGUGGAUGAGAUCAAGUUCCAGGAGGAUGGGACCUGGUGCCCCAUGAGACCAAAGAAAGAGGCCCUCAAUGUGUCCUCAACCUGUAUCCCAAAAAUAGAACGUAAGUCCUCCUAUAGACGUCAGCCGUCACUGCUAUAAAUACUGUAUCCACAAUAUACCUACUGGUCGAUCUGUUACUUGAUACUUUCCAAAUCUUUACACCCCCCCCCCCCCCAAAGCGCGUCUGUGUGCCGUGGUCCCCUCCCACAGCGAGCCCAGCUCGGCCAAUAAGAAGGCAGACGUGAUCGACCUGACCCUGGAGAGCUCGUCAGAGGAGGAGGAGGAGGAGGAGGAUCCUGACCCGCCGCUGAAGAAGAGAUGCCUCUACAUGUCCAAGACGGAGGAGGUGCACGCCAAGGGGUGGGUUGACUGGCCUUCACGGGUCUCUCCUAGGGCUGUGGUGGUCCUUACAUUCUGUCAGCCGGUAACUGUCAUGCAAAUAACUGCCGGUCUCACGGUAAUUGACCGUUAAUUAAUAUAAACACUUUCGGCGUCUCCGGGCCUCCACGCAUACAGGCCACUGAUGCGGAUCUUUUUUUUUUAGAACAUCUACAUUUAAAAAAGUAGAAUAAAUCAAUUAAAUAUACACAUCACAAUAAAAUGCAAGGUUUUUUUUAGUUGUGAUGGGCCUACAAACCUUAGAAUGUCUUAGAAAGCUAAACCUAUGGGCUGGCUGCAUGAUGUAAUGCUAUUGGCGAUUUGGAAAAGGCAUAGGUUCUGAUCCUUUCUUCCCGCGGAGGGAGAGAGAGAAUAUCAUUGCUGCUCUGCUUGUGUGGCAAAGCAAGUUAGGAGAUAUUUAAUCAAUGGAAGAUGGAAUUAAAAUGGCAGAAUUCAAAGUGAAAUGAGAAGGAAAGGCUACAACGACCAGAAGCCAACAGGUAGGCAGCCAUUUAUAAUGUUGUUAUGUGUUUGGCUAACUUUAGGAUGGUGACAAACACAGUAAUGUUAUGGCUAGCCUCAAUUAGCCUAGUUAGCUAGCUUCUCUCGGUGUGAUGCAGUCGAGACAGUGUAGUAUUUACUCUGAUAAAUAACUAGCAAGACCUUAGUCUAGCGGGAGAUACCAGCCCUCUUUCCCCCACCGUGUCUCUCUUUCUCCCCCACCGUGUGUCUCUCUCUCUCCCCCACCGUGUCUCUCUCUCUCUCCCCCACCGUGUGUCUCUCUCUCCCCCACCGUGUCUCUCUCUCUCCCCCACCGUGUCUCUCUCUCUCCCCCAAACGGGGUCUCUCUCUCCCCCACCGUGCCCUCUCUCUCUCCCCACCCGUGCCCUCUCUCUCUCCCCCCACCGUGUCUCUCUCUCUCCCCCACCGUGUCUCUCUCUCUCCCCCACCGUGUUGUCUUUUCUCCCCCACCGUGUGUCUCUCUCUCCCCCACCGUGUGUUCUCUCUCCCCCCCGUGUGUCUCUCUCUCUCUCUCCCCCCCGUGGGUUCUCUCUCUCCCCCCCCGUGUGUCUCUCCCCCACCGGUUGCCCUCUCUCUCCCCCACCGUGUGUCUCCUCUCUCUUCCCCCACCGUGUCUCUCUCUCUCCCCCCGUGUUGUCUCUCUCUCCCCCACCGUGUGUCUCUCUCUCUCUCUCCCCCACCGUGUCUCUCUCUCUCCCCCCACCUUUGUGUCUCUCUCCCCCACCGUGUGUCUCUCUCUCUCUCUCCCCCCCACCGUGUGUCUCUCUCUCCCCACCGUGUUGUCUCUCUCUCUCCCCCACCGUGGUCUCUCUCCCCCCACCGUGUCUCUCUCUCUCCCCCACCGUGUCUCUCUCUCUCCCCCACCGUGUGUCUCUCUCUCCCCCCCCCGUGUGUCUCUCUCUCCCCACCGUUGUCUCUCUCUCCCCACCGUGUGCUCUUCUCACCCCACCGUGUGUCUCCCCUCCCCACCGGGGUGUCUCUCUCUCCCCCACCGUGGUCUCUCUCUCUCUCCCCCCCCGUGUCUCUCUCUCUCUCCCCACCGUGUGUCUCUCUCUCCCCCACCGUGUGUCUCCCCUCUCCCCCACGUGUGUCUCUCUCUCCCCCACCGUGUGUCUCUCUCUCCCCCACCGUGUGUCUCCUCUCUCUCUUCCCCCCACCGUGUGUCUCUGUUCUCUCUCCCCUCCCCCCACCGGGGGGUCUCUCUCUCCCCCACCGUGUGUCUCUCUCCCCUCUCUCCCCCCACCGUGUGUCCUUUUCCCCCACCGGGUGUCUCUCUCUCUCCCCCACCGUUGUCUCUCUCUCUCUCCCCCACCGUGUCUUUUCCUCCCCCCACCGUGUCUCUUUUCUUCUCCCCCACCGUGUCUCUCCCCUCUCCCCCACCGUGUGUCUCUCUCUCCCCCACCGUUUUGUCUCUCUCUCUCCCCCCACCGUUUUCUCUCUCUCCCCCACCGUGUGUCUCUCUCUCACCCACCGUGUCUCUCUCUCUCCCCCACCGUGUCUCCUCUCUCUCCCCCACCGUGUCUCUCUCUUCCCCCUCCCCCACCGUGGGGUCUCUCUCUCCCCCACCGUGUGUUCCUCUUUUCCCCACCGUGUUCUCCUCUCCCCCCCACCGUGUGUCUCUCUCUCCCCCACCGUGUGUCUCUCUCCCCCCCCGUUGUGUCUCUCUCCCCCACCGUGUCUCUCUCUCCCCCACCGUGUCUCUCUCUCUCCCCCACCGUGUCUCUUCUCUCUCCCCCACCUUUUGUCUCUCUCUCUCCCCCACCGUGUCUCUCUUUUUCUCCCCCCGUGUCUCUCUCUCCCCCCACCGUGUCUCUCUCUCCCCCACCGUGUGUCUCUCCCCCACCGUGUUCUCUUUUCCCCCACCGUGUGUCUCCCCUCCCCCACCGUGUGUCUCUUCUCCCCCACCGUGUGUCUCUCUCUCCCCCACCGUGUGUCUCUCUCUCUCCCCCCACGUGUGUCUCUCUCUUUUCCCCCACACGUGUGUCUCUCUCUCUCUCCCCCACCGUUUUGUCUCUCUCUUUUCCCCCCACCGUGUGUCCUCUCUCUCUCCCCCACCGUGUGUCUCUCUCUCUUCCCCCCCGUGUGGUCUCUCUCUCUCUCCCCCACCGUGUGUCUCUUCUCUCUCCCCCACCGUGUUUGUCUCUCUCUCUCUCCCCCACCGUGUGUCUCUCUCUCUCUCCCCCACCGUGUUCUCUCCCCUCUUCUCCCCCCCCCCCGUGUGUCUCUCUCUCUCUCUCCUCCCCCCACCGUGUGUUCUCUCUCUCUUCUCUCCCCCCACCGUGUGUCUCUCUCUCCCCCACCAUGUGUCUCUCUCUCCCCCCCACCUUUGGUGUCUCCUCUCCCCCACCGUGUGUCUCUCUCUCCCCCACCCGUUGGUCUCUCUCUCCCCACCGGGUGUCUCUCUCUCCCCCACCGUGUGUCUCUCUCUCCCCCCACCGUGUGUCUCUCUCUCUCUCUCUCCCCCACCGUGUGUCUCCCCUCCCCCACCGUGUGUCUCUCCUCCCCCACCGUGUGUCUCUCCUUCUCCCCACCGUGUUCUUCCUCUCUCCCCACCGUGUGUCUCUCUCUUCUCCCCCACCGUGGUUUGCCCUCUCUCUCUCUCCCCCACCGUGUGUCUCUUCUCCCCCCACCGUGUUCUCUCUCCCCCCCUCUCUCUCCCCACCGUGUGUCUCUCUCCCCCACCGUGUGUCUCUCUCCCCCCCGUGUGUCUCUCCCCUCCCCCCCACCGUGGUCUCUCUCUCCCCCACCGUGGGGUCCCCUUCUCCCCACCGGUUUUCUCUCUCUCUCCCCCACCGUUUUGUCUCCCCCUCUCCCCCACCGUGUGUCUCUCUCCUCCCCCCACCGUGUGGUCUCUCUCUCCCCCCCCGUGUCUCUUCUCUCCCCCCCCGGGGGUUUGUCUCUCUCUCCCCCACCGUGGUCUCCCCUCUCCCCCACCGUGUCUCUCUCUCCCCCCCCUUUGUCUCUCUUUUCCCCCACCGGUGGUUCUCUCUCCCCCACCGUGUGUCUCUCUCUCUCUCUCCCCACCGUGUCUCUCUCUUUUCCCCCACCGUUGUGUCCUCUCUCUCUCUCUUCCCCACCUGUGUCUCUCUUCUCUCUCUCCCCCCCCCCCGGUGGUCUCUCUCUCUCUCUCUCCCCCACCGUGUGUCUCUGCUCUCCCCCCACCGUGUGUCUCUCUCUCUCCCCCCCCGUUUUGUCUCUCUCUCUCUCCCCCACCGUUCCUCUCUCUCUCCCCCACCGUGGGGUCUCUCUCUUCUCUCUCUCCCCACCGGUGUCCUCUCUCUCCCUGCUCUCCCCACCGUGUGUCUCUCUCUCCCCCACCAUGGUCUCCUCUCUCCCCCCACCGUGUGGUACUCUUCUCCCCACCGUGCUGUCUCUCCCCCACCGUGUGAUCCUCUCUCUCCCCCCCCCCACCGUCUGUUCUCUCCUCCCCCACCGUGUCUCUCUCUCCCCCACGUGUGUCUCUCCUCUCCCCACCGUGUGUCUCUCUCUCCCCCACCGUGUGUCUCUCUCUCCCCCACCGUGUCUCUCUCUCUCCCCCACCGUGGUGUCUCUCCUCCCCCACCGUGUGUCUCUCUCUCUCCCCCACCGGUCUCUCUCUCCCCCACCGUGUCUCUCUCUCCCCACCGUGUCUCUCUCUCCCCCCACCGUGUUAUCUCUCUCUCUCUUCCCCCACCGUGUCUCUCUCUCUCUCCCCCCACGUGUUGUCUCUCUCUCUCUCUUCCCCACCGUGUGUCCUCUCUCUCUCUCUCCCCACCGGUGUCUUCUCUCUCUCUCUCUUCCCCCACCGUGUGUCUCUCUCUCCCCCACGUGUCUCUCUCUCCCCCACCGUGUGUUCUCUCUCUCUUCCCCACCGUGUGUCUCCUCUCUCUCUCCCCCACCAUGUGUCUCUCUCUUCCCUCCCACCGUCUUCUCCUCUUUCUCCCCACCGUGUCUCUCUCUCUCUCUCUCUCUCCCCCCACCGUGUGUCUCUCUCUCUCUCUUUCCACACGGUGGUCUCUCUCUCUCUCUCCCCCACCGUGUCUCUCUCCCCCACCGUGUGUUCUCUCUCCCCCACCGUGUGUCUCUCUCCCCCACCGUGUGUCUCUCUCUCCCCACCCGUGUGUCUCUCUCCCCCACCGUGUGUCUCUCUCUCCCCCCACCGUGUGUCUCUCUCUCCCCCACCGUGUGUCUCUCUCUCCCCACUGUGUCUCUCUCUCUCCCCCACUGUGUCUCUCUCUCUCCCCCACCGUGUCUCCUCUCUCUCCCCCACCGUUGUCUCUCUCUCCCCCACCGUGUGCUCUCUCUCCCCAACGUUGUGUCUCUCUCUCCCCCACCGUGUCUCUCUCUCCCCACCGUGUCUCUCUCUCUCUCCCCCACCGUGUGUCUCUCUCUCCCCCCCGUGUCUCCUCUCUCUCCCCACCGUCGUUCUCUCAUCUCUCUCCCCCCACCGUGCUCUCUCUCUCUCUCCCCCACCCGUGUCUCUCUCUCUCUCUCCCCCACCGUGUGUCUCUCUCUCUCUCCCCCACCGUGUGUCUCUCUCUCUCUCCCCCCACCGUGUGUCUCUCUCUCUCUCCCCCCCCGUGUGUUCUCUCCCCCCACCGUGUGUCUCUCUUUCCCCCACCGCCUGUCUCUCUCUCCCCCACCGUGUCUAUCUCUCCCUCCCUCCCCCACCGUGUGUCUCUCUCCCCCACCGUGUUUUACAUUUACGCCCCGCACGGCUCCUCCCCCGCUCCCUAGAAGCCUACAGCUGUGGCUCCUCCCCCGGAUGUGCUUCUCUCUCCUGUUUCUCCGUAGCUCCGGUUAAUAAAGAAGCAAAAUGAUCUGCUGCUUCCCUUACUCGGACCGGACAUGGACCCGACCUGGUCCAUACGGUGACGGGUCUGGUUGUCCUUAGGUCCGUUGGGAACGGGUUUUUAAAAAUAUAUUUUUGCAUAUUGGGUCCGGGGCUUUCCUAUGUCCAUUUCGGAACGGGACUUCUAACUCCCAUCACCAUUUGUACUCAUCAUUCAGAUUAUUAAAAUGUAUUCAUUAAGUUUUUUAGAGUGAUUAGAGGGAAUAUAGCGAGGGCCGUUGGCUAGGCUUGAGUUUAUUAAAUGGAUCACAACAUUUUCUUUGCUACUUUGGGUAGAAAAAACUAUUUUCUUUUUCUCAUCCAGAGCAACUUACAGGAGAAAUUAGGGUUAAGUGCCUUGCUUAAGGGCACAUCGACAGAUUUUUCACCUAGUCGGCUCGGGGAUUAGAACCAGCGACCUUUCGGUAACUGGUACUACGCUCUUACCCACUAAGCUACCUGCAAAAUAGCUUUUGCUCAUGGUGAAAAUAAAUAGUUUGGUCAUCCUCACAAGUCAAGCCAGUCCUCCAUGAAAGCAGCUCAGUUUGUCUGUGUCUGAUCCAUAGAUGCAACAUAUCAAGUUUCAUGCAGAACGGUCAUUCGGUGCCAGAGGAGUAGCUUUUUAAAGUAUUGUUUUCACAAAAUUGCAUGAGAGGGUCUGGACUAUGGGCCUUAACCAUUUUACAUUUACAUUUUAGUAAUUUAGCAGACGCUCUUAUCCAGACCGACUUACAUGAGCAAUUAGGUUUAAGUGCCUUGCUCAAGGGCACAUCGACAGAUUUUUUCACCUAGUCGGCUCGGGGAUUAGAACCAGCGACCUUUCGGUUACUGGCACAACGCUCUUAACCACUAAGCUUCCUGAUCGCCAUGUCAUUAACCAUGUCCAGUUGCACCCUCCUCUGCCUUACCGUCUCACAGGAAUUUGCAUGUUAAUUUUCCUCGCAAGAAGAACCGGCAUAAUUAUAAUUAAAGGUGCAAGCAGCAUUGCCGGGGUUCAAGCUGUGGGCCCACUCUGCCACCAUCAGGACUGAAUGUACACAUCACUCUAGGAUGAGCUACUUCAGUACUGUUUACCGUGCUUGGCAAAUAUCACAACUCAAAAUCAAUGCAAUAUACUUUAGAUGUAUCUUGGACAAUUUUGUAUGAUAUUGACUACUGUAAACUUCUUCUCCUGAACCUCUACUGUAAACCUCUUCUCCUGAACCUCCGGAUCGAUCGGAACCAAAUUAGGUAUAUAGCGUCUAUGGAUGCACGUCUUUAAACACAACAUUUUCCAAGAGUCUAGCUAAAACCACAUGGCUGCUAUGAUUCAAUGAGCUUGCAUGAACAGCGCCACCAUACGGCCAUACUCAACCAUACUCUACAGGUUAGCUAGACUCACCUCCCUGAGUGUGUGUACCAAAUUUCAUCUCUGAGUCAAACAGAUCAAGAGAUAUAAACAUGUGCCCGUUAUAGCGCCACCGUGUGUUCGAUCAGAAGUGUGCUUGCAUAUGCUGUCUUGACAGUGUUUGAAACAUGUACUCCAAGUUUUGUUGCAAUGUUAAUAUUAUUUUCUGAUCUGUAUGAAUUUAUGUGACAGACCACGUGAAUGUUUAUUGGUCAGCAGCAGCCAUGUUGUUUGACAUACUAGCCUAGACAAUGUUGCGUUGGGAGACAUAGAUGCCAUUCAUCAAGUUUUGUGCAGAUCGGUAAUUCGGUGCCAGAGGAGCAGCGUUUUGAUUGCUUUUCACAAAAUGUAAAAUGGUGGAAAAUGUAUCACGUGGGGACUUUAUGGGUUAUUGAGGCAAAAUGUGUUCCUUGUGAGGAGAGGGACCACAUCUAGGGCUCUAACUCGUGCUUUCAAAGUUUGUUAUAGCACCACCUUGUGGCUAAUUGGCAUUUGAUUGUACGAGAGGGUGUGGCCCUUGUCCCUUUACCAUCAUGCCAGGUUGCUGCAACCUAAGCCUUACCAUCUCACGGGAAUUUGCAUUAGAUUUUUUUGGCGUUACGGAAGAAAAUAAAUAAUAAUUAAAGCUGCAAGCAGCGUUGCCGGGGUUCAGCUGCGUGCCCAUUGUGCCACCGUCAGGAAAAAUUGGACACGUUUCCCUAGGAGGAGUUACUUCUGUACUGUUUGCCAUACUUGCCAAAUAUCAGAACUCAAAAUAAAACGGAUCAUUUUUGGGACCAUUUUCAGUGAUGUUGACUACUUUAAACAUCGUCUUCUCCAGGACUGCUGGACCGAUCUUGGUACAUAGCAUCCAUGUACCCAUGUUUUUAAACGCAACAUUUUUUUCCCCAGGACUUAAACAAUAUGGGCGCUAUGAGUCAAUGAGCUUGCAUGAAUGGUUCUUCCUGUCCAACAGCGCCACCAUGUGGCCAAAAUAAACCACACUUUAUAGGUUAGCUGGACUCACAUCCCUGAGCAUGUGUGCCAAAUGUCAUCACUCUGAGUCAAACAGAUCAAGCGAUAUAAGCAUGUGCCCUUUAUAGCGCCACCAUGUGGUCGAUCUGAAUGUGCUUGCGUAGGUUGAGUCUUGACAGUGUUGGGGAUUAUUUGGCUGAAAUAUGGCACAAUUUCCACAAUUUAAAUCAGUUUGCAUCCGUUUCACUGAGGGACUUAUAAUUUGGAAGGUAAACCUCAAAAUCAACUAUUGUGGCUGGCUAAUAGUUAUUGUGGCUAGCUUCACAUAGGUCAGUUCUCCGUAUAACAGCAACAUGCUAACAGCAGCCUAUUUUAACCCACUGUAAAUGUUGUGUCAUCUGAACCUUAGCGAAACUGUACACUUGUUUCUAAAACGAACCUCAAUUAGAUAAGUGCCCUAUACCGACAUGGAAGUUUAGUGGUCUGUGUCAAAUACACUUAAAACAGACUGUAGGCCUAAGCAACGUAAAGUAACGUUAGGCAGCUAACGCUACUACCUAUGUUUAAACGUAGCUAGCUAGCCAGCUAAGAUUAAGUUAGCUACCACCUAACCAAUUGAGCUCAAGUGGCACUGUCAGUCUGACACUAGGAGCAAUCAAAUAACUUAGAUAAAACCACUUGCAAAAUAGACUCAGCGAUGUGACGUUGAUGCAGAAAGUAAAUCGCCGAAUGGGUCAAUUUCCGCAACUAAGAGUUCAGAAGCGUGAGGCUCAACUUCUCCACUGGUUUGGUUGUACAACACUGUUACUUAGCUAGCUAGUUAGCGUGGAACCCCGUAUUAUUGGCAUAUUCAACAGCGUUAAAAAAUCUAUAUUACCUUCAACAGUGUCUCCACCAAUCUUGUCCCUGACAUCCUUGGAGAGCUCUUUGGUCUUGGCCACGGUGGAGAGUUUGGAAUCUGAUAGAUUGAUUGCUUCUGUGGACAGGUGUCUUUUAUACAGGUAACAAACUGAGAUUAGGAGCACUCCCUUUAAGAGUGUGCUCCUAAUCUCAGCUCGUUACCUGUAUAAAAGACACCUGGGAGCCAGAAAUCUUUCUGAUUGAGAGGGGGUCAAAUACUUACUUCCCUCAUUAAAAUGCAAAUCAAUUUCUAACAUUUUUGACAUGCGUUUUUCUGAUUAUUUUUUAAAAUAUUCUGUCUCUCACUGUUCAAAUAAACCUACCAUUAAAAUUAUAGACUGAUCAUGUCUUUGUCAGUGGGCAAACUUACAAAAUCAGCAGGGGAUCAAAUACUUUUUCCCCUCACUGUAGCUACUAGCGAUAGCCUUAGUGGCUAACGCUAGCCAGCUUCAUGAUACGGCCAAGAGUAGCCAAUCUAAACUACACUAUUAUGGUCUCUGACACUAACAUUACCCACUAAGUAAAACCUAAAAAAGUAUGACCAACUCAGAUACAACUGGUACUAAUGUCAGACAUACACACUAUUUUGCACAACCACCUAGGGUGGGCCGUAUCCAGAUUUUCAUAUCGUCAUACCGUCCUUCUCUCACCCGGGGUAGAUGGUAUUACCAGUUUAGUACACAAGGGGCCGCCCCCCCCCAAAAAAUGCUAAAAAGCCCAUUGGGUGUCUAAUACCAGAAUGCUAACAAAAUUAGGACAAGUAAUAAUGCAUUUCCAUGGAGGCUGCUAGCUAAAUAUGCUAACGAGUACAAAUCAAAAUAAACAAAUGACAAAGACAGGCAAUCCAGCUCAUAAAGUUAUACAUAUAUAGGUAGGAGCUACUGAAUGUCAUUUUUGCUGAGUUUGGACAUUUACAAGCGGAUGUGAACGAGAGACAUUGUGCAAAUGAACAAAGUUUUGACGCAUGCAGGACUGGCUCUCCAGCAGCAUGUCUACAUGGAUGUGUGUUGCUAGGGAAACGGGAGCAUGCAGGACUGGCUCUCCAGCAGCAUGUCUACAUAUAUGUGUGUUGCUAGGGCAACGGAGAUCAUGCAGGACUGGCUCUCCAGCAGCAUGUCUACAUGGAUGUGUGUUGCUAGGGCAACGGGAGCAUGCAGGACUGGCUCUCCAGCAGCAUGUCUACAUGUAUGUGUGUUGCUAGGGCAACGAGACUCCAAAAAACAAGAUGGCAGUGACAGCUGUACAAAUACAGCGCAUUCGGAAAGUAUUCAGACCCCUUGACUUUUUCCACAUUUUGUUAUGUUACAGCCUUAUUCUAAAAUGUAUUACAUCGUUUUUUCCCUCAAUCUACACACAAAAGUCCAUAAUGACAAAGCAAAAACAGGUUUUCGGAAAUAUAUAAAACUGAAAUAUCACAUUUACAUAAGUAUUAAGACCCUUUACUCAGUGCUUUGUUGAAGCACCUUUGGCAGCGAUUACAGCCUUGAGUCUUCUUGGGUAUGACGCUACAAGCUUGGCACACCUGUAUUUGGGGAGUUUCUCCCAUUCUUCUCUGCAGAUCCUCUCAAGCUCUGUCAGGUUGGAUGGGGAGCGUUGCUGCACAGCUAUUAUCAGGUCCCUCCAGAGAUGUUCAAUUGGGUUCAAGUCCGGGCUCUGGCUGGGCCACUCAAGGUCAUUCAGAGACUUGCCCCGAAGCCACUCCUGCGAGGUCUUGGCUGUGUGCUUAGGGUCGUUGUCCUGUUGGAAGGUGACCCUUCGCCCCAGUCUGAGGUCCUGAGUGCUUUGGAGCAGGUUUUCAUCAAGGAUCUCUCUGUACUUUGCUCCGUUCAUCUUUCCCUCGAUCCUUACUAGUCUCCAAGUCCCUGCUGCUGAAAGACAUCCCCACAGCAUGAUGCUGCCACCACCAUGCUUCACCGUAGGGAUGGUGCCAGGUUUCCUCCGGACGUGACGCUUGGCAUUCAGGCAAAAAAGUUCAAUCUUGGUUUCAUUAGACCAGAGAAUCUUGUUUCUCAUGGUCUGAGAUUCCUUUAAGUGCCUUUUGGCAAACUCCAAGCGGGCUGUCAUGUGCCUUUUACUGAGGAGUGGCUUCUGUCUGGCCACUCAACCAUAAAGGCCUGAUUGGUGGAGCUGCAGAGAUGAUUGUCCUUCUGGAAGGUUCUCCCAUCUCCACAGAGAAACUCUAGAGCUCUGUCAGAGUGACCAUCGGGUUCUUGGUCACCUCCCUGACCAAGGCCCUUCUCCCCCGAUUGCUCAGUUUGGCCGGGCGGCCAGCUCUAGGAAGAGUCUUGGUGGUUCCAAACUUCUUCCAUUUAAGAAUGAUGGAAGCCACUGUGUUCUUGGGGACCUUCAAUGCUGCAGAAAUGUUUUGGUACCCUUCCCCAGAUCUGUGCCUCAACACAAUCCUGUCGAGGAGCUCUGUGGACAAUUCCUUUUUAUUUGUAAUACAUUUGCACACAAACUGUUUUCGCUUUGUCAUUAUGGGGUAUUGUGUGUAGAUGAUGAGGAAAAAAUAUAUUUUUAUCAAUUUUAGAAUAAGGCUUUAACGUAACAAAAUGUGGAAAAAGUGAAGGGGUCUGAAUACUUUCCGAAUGCAGUGUAGAGAACUGAUACUGUAUACUGGUUGUUGGGGUGGGAUUGGUGUGUCCAUAGGUGGCUUUUAUUGGAUUCCUCAUGUCUUACUCAUUGUUAGGAAGAAUUAUGAUCAAACUCUGUUGUUUGGUACUAUAUUUCUUGAAGAUCAAAAUUAAACCUUUUAAAAUUAAAAUAGCACAUUUGGGUGUAAUCAAUUAGCUUAAUUUCUCAGAGUUCAAAUUAUAUUUAAACAAUGUUUCAGGAAAGUUAAUCUUAUCUGUUUCUAACUAUAGAAACGAUUUCAGCACAAUCUGAGAUGGUGGGUGUCAGUCAUCUUUCUUGUGCUUUUUGAGGUGCAAUGACCCUAGUCUUAACUAGUCUGUAACUUAACUAGUCUGUAACUUAACUAGUCUGUAACUUAACUAGUCUCUAACUUAACUAGUCUGUAACUUAACUAGUCUGUAACUUAACUAGUCUGCUUCUACAUGUCAAAGACAGGCAAGGUGUCAUCUUCACUUAACUCAGCGAAAUGACAUGACCACAAGCAGCAGUGUGAAUAACGUACUGCGACGUAGAGUUAUGCCGGAGGCUGAACCUGUGAGCACCCACACAGGGCAUCCGCUUCACUCGGCUGUAAUGUGUAACAACUCCUAAAAAGAGUAAACUCUAGCUCUGUGCUAUUUGUUGUUGGCCCGUUGACGAUCGCUGAAUCUACCCUGUGUUUCUAACCUUCAGAGUGUUGACGUACCAGCCGUCGACGGUGCGCCUGCCAAAUGUACAGGCCCUGGACACGCCCUACCUGAUGUCUUCACUAGCAGACUAUGCAGUCCCCUUCCACCACUCUACCCUGUCCACCAUCCCUACUGACAUGCAGAGUAAGUAACCCUGUCACCAUCCCUAUAGACAGGAACAGGAAGUCACCCUGUCACCAUCCCUACAGACAUGCAGAGUAAGUAACCCUGUCACCAUCCCUACAGACAUGCAGAGUAAGUAACCCUGUCACCAUCCCUAUAGACAUGUAGAGGAAGUCACCCUGUCACCAUCCCUAUAGACAGGAACAGGAAGUCACCCUGUCACCAUCCCUACAGACAUGCAGAGUAAGUCACCCUGUCACCAUCCCUACAGACAUGUAGAGGAAGUCACCCUGUCACCAUCCCUAUAGACAGGAACAGGAAGUAACCCUGUCACCAUCCCUAUAGACAGGAACAGGAAGUCACCCUGUCACCAUCCCUACAGACAUGUAGAGGAAGUCACCCUGUCACCAUCCCUAUAGACAGGAACAGGAAGUAACCCUGUCACCAUCCCUACAGACAUGCAGAGUAAGUCACCCUGUCACCAUCCCUAUAGACAGGAACAGGAAGUCACCCUGUCACCAUCCCUACAGACAUGCAGAGUAAGUCACCCUGUCACCAUCCCUACAGACAUGUAGAGGAAGUCACCCUGUCACCAUCCCUACAGACAUGUAGAGUAAGUCACCCUGUCACCAUCCCUACAGACAGGAACAGGAAGUCACCCUGUCACCAUCCCUACAGACAUGUAGAGGAAGUCACCCUGUCACCAUCCCUACAGACAGGAACAGGAAGUCACCCUGUCACCAUCCCUACAGACAGGAACAGGAAGUCACCCUGUCACCAUCCCUACAGACAUGUAGAGGAAGUCACCCUGUCACCAUCCCUAUAGACAGGAACAGGAAGUCACCCUGUCACCAUCCCUAUAGACAGUAACAGGAAGUCACCCUGUCACCAUCCCUACAGACAUGUAGAGGAAGUCACCCUGUCACCAUCCCUACAGACAUGUAGGGUAAGUCACCCUGUCACCAUCCCUAUAGACAGGGACAGGAAGUCACCCUGUCACCAUCUCUACAGACAUGCAGAGUAAGUCACCCUGUCACCAUCCCUAUAGACAGGAACAGGAAGUCACCCUGUCACCAUCCCUACAGACAUGUAGAGGAAGUCACCCUGUCACCAUCCCUACAGACAGGAACAGGAAGUCACCCUGUCACCAUCCCUACAGACAGGAACAGGAAGUCACCCUGUCACCAUCCCUAUAGACAUGUAGAGGAAGUCACCCUGUCACCAUCCCUACAGACAGGAACUGGAAGUCACCCUGUCACCAUCCCUAUAGACAGGAACAGGAAGUCACCCUGUCACCAUCCCUACAGACAGGAACAGGAAGUUACCCUGUCACCAUCCCUAUAGACAGGAACAGGAAGUCACCCUGUCACAAUCCCUACAGACAGGAACAGGAAGUUACCCUGUCACCAUCCCUAUAGACAGGAACAGGAAGUCACCCUGUCACAAUCCCUACAGACAGGAACAGGAAGUCACCUUGUCACCAUCCCUACAGACAUGUAGAGGAAGUCACCCUGUCACCAUCCAUAUAGACGGGGACAGGAAGUCACCCUGUCACCAUCCCUAUAGACAUGUAGAGGAAGUCACCCUGUCACCAUCCCUAUAGACAUGCAGAGGAAGUCACCCUGUCACCAUCCCUAUAGACAUGUAGAGGAAGUCACCCUGUCACCAUUCCUACAGACAGGAACAGGAAGUCACCCUGUCACCAUCCCUAUAGACAGGAACAGGAAGUCACCCUGUCACCAUCCCUACAGACAUGUAGAGGAAGUCACCCUGUCACCAUCCCUAUAGACAGGAACAGGAAGUAACCCUGUCACCAUCCCUACAGACAUGCAGAGUAAGUCACCCUGUCACCAUCCCUAUAGACAGGAACAGGAAGUCACCCUGUCACCAUCCCUACAGACAUGCAGAGUAAGUCACCCUGUCACCAUCCCUACAGACAUGUAGAGGAAGUCACCCUGUCACCAUCCCUAUAGACAGGAACAGGAAGUAACCCUGUCACCAUCCCUAUAGACAGGAACAGGAAGUCACCCUGUCACCAUCCCUACAGACAUGUAGAGGAAGUCACCCUGUCACCAUCCCUAUAGACAGGAACAGGAAGUAACCCUGUCACCAUCCCUACAGACAUGCAGAGUAAGUCACCCUGUCACCAUCCCUAUAGACAGGAACAGGAAGUCACCCUGUCACCAUCCCUACAGACAUGCAGAGUAAGUCACCCUGUCACCAUCCCUACAGACAUGUAGAGGAAGUCACCCUGUCACCAUCCCUACAGACAUGUAGAGUAAGUCACCCUGUCACCAUCCCUACAGACAGGAACAGGAAGUCACCCUGUCACCAUCCCUACAGACAUGUAGAGGAAGUCACCCUGUCACCAUCCCUACAGACAGGAACAGGAAGUCACCCUGUCACCAUCCCUACAGACAGGAACAGGAAGUCACCCUGUCACCAUCCCUACAGACAUGUAGAGGAAGUCACCCUGUCACCAUCCCUAUAGACAGGAACAGGAAGUCACCCUGUCACCAUCCCUAUAGACAGUAACAGGAAGUCACCCUGUCACCAUCCCUACAGACAUGUAGAGGAAGUCACCCUGUCACCAUCCCUACAGACAUGUAGGGUAAGUCACCCUGUCACCAUCCCUAUAGACAGGGACAGGAAGUCACCCUGUCACCAUCUCUACAGACAUGCAGAGUAAGUCACCCUGUCACCAUCCCUAUAGACAGGAACAGGAAGUCACCCUGUCACCAUCCCUACAGACAUGUAGAGGAAGUCACCCUGUCACCAUCCCUACAGACAGGAACAGGAAGUCACCCUGUCACCAUCCCUACAGACAGGAACAGGAAGUCACCCUGUCACCAUCCCUAUAGACAUGUAGAGGAAGUCACCCUGUCACCAUCCCUACAGACAGGAACUGGAAGUCACCCUGUCACCAUCCCUAUAGACAGGAACAGGAAGUCACCCUGUCACCAUCCCUACAGACAGGAACAGGAAGUUACCCUGUCACCAUCCCUAUAGACAGGAACAGGAAGUCACCCUGUCACAAUCCCUACAGACAGGAACAGGAAGUUACCCUGUCACCAUCCCUAUAGACAGGAACAGGAAGUCACCCUGUCACAAUCCCUACAGACAGGAACAGGAAGUCACCUUGUCACCAUCCCUACAGACAUGUAGAGGAAGUCACCCUGUCACCAUCCCUAUAGACGGGGACAGGAAGUCACCCUGUCACCAUCCCUAUAGACAUGUAGAGGAAGUCACCCUGUCACCAUCCCUAUAGACAUGCAGAGGAAGUCACCCUGUCACCAUCCCUAUAGACAUGUAGAGGAAGUCACCCUGUCACCAUUCCUACAGACAGGAACAGGAAGUCACCCUGUCACCAUCCCUAUAGAUAGGAACAGGAAGUCACCCUGUCACCAUCCCUACAGACAGGAACAGGAAGUUACCCUGUCACCAUCCCUACAGACAGGAACAGUAAGUUACCCUGUCACCAUCCCUACAGACAGGAACAGGAAGUUACCCUGUCACCAUCCCUAUAGACAGGAACAGGAAGUUACCCUUUCACCAUCCCUACAGACAGGAACAGGAAGUUACCCUUUCACCAUCCCUAUAGACAGGAACAGGAAGUUACCCUUUCACCAUCCCUACAGACAGGAACAGGAAGUCACCCUAUUACCAGUGGAGCUAGUUCUCAGAUGUCUGGGGAAUCAGGAGAGAGUGAGGAAGUCCUCCAAACAGGAGUUCUGGAAAACCUGUGAAUUUCCGGAACUUUGCAACCCUAGUUGGUGCUUCGACCUGCUUGUCCUGCCAAUCAAACAAUGACAUGUUUUGUUUAAAUGUCUGGUAAUAGCCAUGUCUGUGAUGUAGCUUUGAGUUCAGAGGAGGAGAGUGAAACAAUCUUUUCCCCUCUCAACUAGGUCUGGAUCUGUUCUCGCUGAUCCAAGGUGACUCACAGCAUUACAGAGCUCCCAUGUUCCUGGAUAACCUGACCAGCAGCCUGCAGGGUGCCACCACUAGCGCCGCCCUGGUGUCCUCUUCUAGCCAGUACGAGCCCAGCUCCCACCACCACACCACCACCACCUCCUCAUCCUCCCAUGAGACUGGGGUUAUCACCGGGGGGGCAGGGUCAAACAGCAUGUCAGACAUCAUCUCAUUGGACUGA
Messenger RNA from Coregonus sp. 'balchen', 26581 nucleotides. NCBI's taxonomy places the organism in Eukaryota, Metazoa, Chordata, Actinopteri, Salmoniformes, Salmonidae. The record is from the annotation of a GenBank genome assembly.